AUGAAGGGAACCAUUGCUACACUGCUUGCCCUUGCUGGCGCCUCGUUCGCUGCCCCACAGGCACCUUCAACACCGGCGCCAGCGGGCUGCUCGCCAAACUACCCUGGUACUUUCUCGAUUACCACCCAAAACGUGACGAGAUCUGCUAAGCGAGACCUCGAGACCAGACAAGAUGGUGGUUUGAGCAUCACUUUGUCCAACGGAGUCCUGAAAGAUUCCCAGGGAAGAACAGGCUGCAUUGUAGCCAACCGACAGUUCCAGUUCGAUGGCCCACCCCAAGCAGGAACUAUCUAUGCUAGUGGAUGGAGUGUAUGCCAGAAUGGCUCGCUCGCUAUCGGAGGCAAUGCUAUCUUUUACCAAUGCUUGAGUGGAACCUUUUACAACCUCUACGACCAGAGCCAGGGUAACCAAUGCAACCGUGUAUACCUAUUGGUUACCGGUUCAGGUUCAGGUAAUGCUGCUUCCGCUGCAUCUGAUGGGCAGCCACAAGCUGCUACCUCUACUCGAGUCAGCCAGAUCAGCGAUGGUCAAGUACAGGCCACUACUGCCACCAGCAGAGUCAGCCAAAUCUCAGAUGGUCAGAUUCAAGCUACAACAGGCACUGCCCGAGUUUCUCAAAUCUCUGACGGUCAAAUCCAAGCCACCACCGCAGCUAGCAGUGCCCGCGUCUCUCAAAUCUCCGACGGUCAGAUUCAGGCCACUACCGGCUCUGCCAGAGUUUCUCAAAUCUCCGAUGGCCAGAUCCAGGCAACUACUGGUACUGCCCGAGUCUCCCAGAUCUCUGAUGGCCAGGUCCAAGCAGCAACCUCCACCCGAGCCAUUGCCACUUUCACCGGUGCUGCCGUCCCUCGUGAGCUCACUGGCGGCUUCGCCUUUGUUGCUGGUCUCGUUGGUGCUGUUGCCAUGCUGUAA
This is a messenger RNA of Lithohypha guttulata, 912 nucleotides long. RefSeq lists its product as uncharacterized. The coding region runs from base 1 to 912 and encodes 303 amino acids. Gene Ontology annotation, biological process: fungal-type cell wall organization. Gene Ontology annotation, cellular component: fungal-type cell wall. The record is from RefSeq and is a predicted model, not a curated record. NCBI's taxonomy places the organism in Eukaryota, Fungi, Ascomycota, Eurotiomycetes, Chaetothyriales, Trichomeriaceae. Gene Ontology annotation, molecular function: structural constituent of cell wall. The transcript has 2 exons.